AUGAGGUUGGCACGUUACCACAGUGGGAUAGAGGAGUAUCAGCCAGGAGGUGGCGAUAUCUUUACUCUUUCCUACUUUAUAACGUUUCAUUUGUCUGUUGUUCUGUUUGUUUUUCAGAUCCUAGCAAUCAUCUCCAUCCUCUUCAUUGUUCUGUCCACCAUCGCCUUGUCUCUGAACACCCUCCCGGAGCUGCAGGACACCGAUGAGUUUGGUCACCCCACAGACAACCCGCAACUGGCUCACGUGGAAGCUGUGUGCAUCGCCUGGUUCACCAUGGAGUACCUGCUCCGCUUCCUCUCGUCCCCCAACAAGUGGAAGUUCUUCAAGGGUCCUCUGAACGUCAUUGACCUGCUGGCCAUCCUGCCGUACUAUGUCACCAUCUUCCUCACAGAAUCGAACAAGAGUGUCCUGCAGUUUCAGAACGUCCGCCGCGUGGUUCAGAUUUUCCGUAUCAUGAGGAUCUUGCGUAUUCUGAAGUUGGCGCGUCACUCGACGGGUCUUCAGUCUCUGGGCUUCACCCUGAGGAGAAGCUACAAUGAGCUGGGUCUGCUCAUCCUCUUCCUGGCCAUGGGCAUCAUGAUCUUCUCGAGUCUGGUGUUCUUUGCGGAAAAAGACGAAGAGGACACGAAGUUUAAAAGUAUUCCAGCUUCUUUUUGGUGGGCCACCAUUACCAUGACUACGGUGGGCUACGGCGACAUCUACCCUAAAACCUUACUGGGAAAGAUAGUCGGGGGUCUGUGCUGUAUUGCUGGAGUACUCGUGAUAGCUCUGCCUAUUCCUAUUAUUGUAAAUAACUUCUCUGAAUUCUAUAAAGAGCAGAAGAGGCAGGAGAAAGCCAUCAAGAGAAGGGAGGCCCUGGAGCGCGCAAAGAGAAACGGCAGCAUCGUCUCCAUGAACCUUAAAGAUGCGUUCGGCCGCAGCGCAGAACUCAUCGAUGUGAUGGUGGAAAAGUCCGACGACAAGAAGGACAAGCAGCACGAUAACCACGUGUCCCCCAGCAUAACAAAGGGGACACCCAAACUAAAGCCACAAAGUAGCUCCAACAGCCCCGUGAAGACUCCUGAGCAGGUAAAGCCCUGCAGCAGCCCGCAGCACCUCAGCGCGCAGAAACUGGAGGAGACGUACAACGAGAUGGCCAAGACUCAGUCACAGUCCGAGCUCAAGAACAAGGAGAAAGGCCCCCCGUCCAAAGUGGUCCGGCACGGAGCUGAAUUUGAGAUGGGAUACAUAGCACCUGACGCCAUACUGAGCACCGCAGAGAUAGUGACUGAUAUGAGGAGCAUGUCCAGCAUCGACAGCUUCCUCAGCUGCAGCGCCGAAGCUGCCGAGGGUUCUCGCUUUGCCCACACUCCCACAAGCAAUACCGCUGGUAGCGUCGCCACCAACCCUAGCCUGGAGAAUGAGCUUGAAACAUUUCAGGGAACUAAUUCACCUCACACGGGACGAGGCCUCAAGCUGGGUCCGUAUUCUGACAGCCCCAGGGGCUCGCGCUCCAGCAACCCCCACAAGAGGCACCUGCUGAAGGUCAGCUUCAGAGGGAGUGAGGAGCUGGCUGCAGCCGUCCUCUCCGACAGUUCAUCAGUCCAGAGCCCAGAGAUAUCCGUCUACACAACCGCCAGCAGCCGGACACCCACCAAGAGUCCAGAGAACUUACGCGCCGGCGUUUUCACCUUUCACGAUGCGUCCAUCAAUCGGUUCAUCGACGCUGACACGGAGGAGGAGGAAGAGCUGCACCUGCACGACGGCUCGGGCACCAACCCAUCUCAAAGACUCCUGGAGCGGUACCCCCUCAAUGUUGGCCAUCACUCCGGCUUCCAGCGGGGGUUCAACCACAAGGAGGGUUCCAGGAGGAAGCUGGGUAACAGCACUCUGCCCCUGGAGGGGCAGGAAAACCACGUGGCUCAGGAGCUUCAGCCGCUUCAGGGAGAAAAGAGACAACAUGAUGCUUAAAGGUUACAACCAGAGACAGAGCAGAGAGGAGACACACUUUUGGGUGGAAGGGUGGGGUGAACGAUACUGACCUUCACAUAUAGACGACGAGCACUGAAGACAUUUACGAAGAGAAAAGAAAAGCAGUAAGAUACAAGACACCUCCUCGGAAAAACUAACAGCAUUAGAUACAAACAAACCACCAUCAUCAGAAGAUCUGGUACAUUUUCUAAACAUGCAGUUAAACUUGAACAUUUUUUUUUAUGAGUCAAUAAGAUUUUUGAAUGUUUUCACUGUUGAAACAGAAGCAGGUUUAACUGCAGUGACGAGGAUUUAGUCAUUAGUGACAUCUAGUUGUGGGCCGGAUUUUGGGGGUUCACAGUUCAUAAGUGGGGCCCCGGGCCGUGACUUUGAGACCCUGUCUUAAACUAUUAUCAGGUAAUGUGCAUGUUUUUGGUCACCAAAAAAUUAAAAACAGAAACAAAAUGAAACGUUCAACAAAGGUUCCAGUGAAUUACUAAACCGAAGAACCUCAGAUUUAACUGCAUUUUUAGAAAACUGUACCAACUUUUCUGGGAAUCAGGCGAGUGAGAACAUCGUUGAUACGGAAUUCUGAUCAAAAAGGUUUUUAUAAACAACCGUCGCGGCCCAACAUCUGACCUUUGUAUGCAUUCAUUUCUGAAACCUAUAAACUGCACUUCCUCAUUUUAGCCUAUAACACCGUUACAGUUUCUGCAUAGAUGUUAUAAAGCCAGAAUAUAAUGUGUUUGUUUGUUUGUUUGUUUGUUUGAAUAAUUCAAAAAAAUAUUUUUAUAUUAUCCCGGUUCAAAGCCAAUAGCAGUUUUAAUGAGUAGCAAACCACACGGCGUGGACUUAGCACUGCAGACUCCAAACACACUCACAUACAGUUCCACUUUCAACCACUACACCGGGGGGGGGGGGAUAUUUAUUUUAAUAGUAGUUGUGAAUAUUAUAUUUAUCUUUAAAAAACGAUGGCAUUAAAAACCUGGUGAGAGUUUAUCUUUUACUUCCUUUAACUCCUACAAACUGGCCUUAGCUGAAGUCGUCUCCCAGGUUUUAGGAGACGGAGACGAGGAGCGCGUUUGUCCGUCGACGACACGUCGUGGCGACGUCUCGCUCCUUGAUAUUUUUCUACUGCACAGACAACACACGGCUGCAAGCGUCCACUCUUUCUCCUUUGUUCCUUGUGCUCGGAGAGAGAGAGAGAGAAAGAGAGAGACAGAGAGAGAGAGAGCGCACCUUAACUUAUUAGUACUUUAAAUACGAGCACCAGGAAGAAAGAAACUGAUUGAAUCUGUUCUUUAAUGUAUCGUGGUUGUUAGUUUUGUGUGUCUGUGUGUGUGUGUGUGUGUUGCUCAGAAUGAUAUAGUUUUUAAAGCGGGAAAAAAGGAAUGUUCAAAAUGAGUUUGUCGUUGUCGUCCAGUUAGUUGAACUAACCAGGUUUUUCUGUGUCUGAGGGAAUUAUCAAUG
Cynoglossus semilaevis (tongue sole) is the source of this 3420-nucleotide messenger RNA. RefSeq names its product potassium voltage-gated channel subfamily B member 1. NCBI's taxonomy places the organism in Eukaryota, Metazoa, Chordata, Actinopteri, Pleuronectiformes, Cynoglossidae. Gene Ontology annotation, molecular function: delayed rectifier potassium channel activity. The coding region runs from base 1 to 1950 and encodes 649 amino acids. Gene Ontology annotation, biological process: potassium ion transmembrane transport; action potential. Gene Ontology annotation, cellular component: voltage-gated potassium channel complex; membrane. The record is from RefSeq and is a predicted model, not a curated record. The transcript is spliced from 3 exons.